Messenger RNA from Talpa occidentalis (Iberian mole), 663 nucleotides. RefSeq names its product arylsulfatase B-like. NCBI's taxonomy places the organism in Eukaryota, Metazoa, Chordata, Mammalia, Eulipotyphla, Talpidae. The transcript is spliced from 3 exons. The annotation marks the transcript as partial. The record is from RefSeq and is a predicted model, not a curated record.
AUCCACACGGGUUUACAGCACCAAAUAAUCUGGCCUUGUCAGCCCAGCUGCGUUCCUCUGGAUGAAAAACUCCUGCCCCAGCUUCUAAAAGAAGCAGGCUACAUUACCCAUAUGGUCGGAAAAUGGCACCUGGGAAUGUAUCGGAAAGAAUGCCUUCCAACCCGCAGAGGAUUUGAUACCUACUUUGGCUAUCUCCUGGGUAGUGAAGAUUACUAUUCCCACGAGCGCUGUACAUUAAUCAAUGCUCUGAAUGUUACUCGAUGUGCUCUUGAUUUUCGAGAGGGUGAAGAAGUAGCAACAGGAUAUAAAAAUAUGUAUUCAACAAACAUAUUUACCAAAAGGGCUACAGACCUCAUAGCUAACCAUCCACAAGAAAAGCCUCUGUUUCUCUACCUUGCUCUCCAGUCUGUCCAUGAACCCCUUCAGGUCCCUGAGGAGUACCUGAAGCCAUAUGACUUCAUCCAAGAUAAAAACAGGCAUUACUAUGCAGGAAUGGUGUCCCUUAUGGAUGAAGCAGUGGGAAAUGUCACCGCAGCCUUAAAAAGCCAUGGACUCUGGAACAACACAGUGUUCAUCUUCUCCACAGGUGAGUCUGUCAAUAGAAAAAUCAUCUUUUGGCAAAGCCUGAGACAUGGUAUUCGAUAAAUGGAAUGAAGACAAAUU